UUUUUUUUUAAUCCUACACUGCUUGAAUCUGAUGAGGCAUCCCUGGAGCGCGCAGCGUAAUUGCAGGUGGAAAGGCUGGGAAGCAAGAAGCGAUAUAAGCAGGUGUCAAGCCGGGUUCGGGUUCAUGAUACGUUCCGUUUUUCUCCUGGAUUUCGGUUGUUUUUGUGUGUUUGUGUCCCCCCCGCCACCUUCGAUGAUCUACAAUGCAGACCUCAGCUUGGCUCGUCGGUCGUUGCGCUCUCAUCCUCUGCGCGCUCCUGCUGAUGGACGGGGCGAAAGGACAGAAGCAGUGUACUGAGACUGAUUACUACUUUGAGUACACGGAGUGUGACAGCACAGGAUCUCGGUGGAGAGUGGCCAUCCCACAGCACCCUGGGGCCUGUACUGGACUACCAGCGCCAGUGCGAGGCACAGAAUGCACCUUCUCGUGUAAGGCUGGAGAGUUCCUGGAGAUGUCAGCUCAGGAGUGCACUCAGUGUGCAGCAGGAAGCUACUCCCUCGGUAGCGGUAUCCGCUUCGACCAAUGGGAUUACAUGCCUAUUGGAUUUAGUAGCCUAGCAACCUCCCUGGAGAACAGCCUACCGGGUUAUAACAGCCUCACCUGUAACAGCUCUUCCUGGGUUCCUCAGGGAAACUAUCUGGAGUCCAACAGGGAUGAAUGCACAGUCUCUCUCAUCUAUGCUGUGCAUCUGAAGAAACAAGGCUCAGUUAGCUUUGACUACCAGUAUCCUGACAGUAACCUGCUAUUUGAGUUCUUUAUCCAGAAUGACCAGUGUCAAGAAAUGGAUCAGUCUGAUGACAAGAAGUGGCUCAAGCUCACCAAGCAUGGCGAAUGGGCAACUCAUACGGUGAACCUGAAAUCUGGCACCAACAUCCUUUACUGGAGGACUGGUGGUGUUACGAUGGGAAAAAAAGUGGUGAAUCCUGCACUGCUAAAAAAUAUUCAUAUUGAGGGUGUUGCUUACACAUCAGAGUGUUUUCCGUGUAAGCCGGGAUCUUUCAGUCGAGUCCCUGGCUCCUCCUCAUGUGAACCCUGUCCUCGGGACACCUAUUCUGGCCAUGGUGCCAGUUCCUGCACUCCCUGUAACACCAGCACUCAGUAUGCAGCUGAGGGAUCUGGCUCAUGUAAGGACAGACCUCCCUGUUCCAUGAAGGAUUAUUUCCAGAUCCACACAGCUUGUGACCAAGAGCGCAAGGUUGGGAGGUUGCAGGUAAUCACAUCCAGGCUGGAGCCGGAAGCUCUGAUAAUGAUUACCUCAUCCUCAACCUCCAUGUUCCUGGAUUCAAGCUUCCUACUUCAGUGUCGAGUCAUUCAGGGGAAGAAUUUGGUCGCAUUACAUUUGAAUUUGAAACUUCUUGCACAGCUGACUGUGAGCUCUACUUCAUGAUGGAUGUAAACAGGAAGAGUACAAAAAUAGUGGAGUCUUGGGAGAAAAACAAAACAAGGCAAACCUACACACACAUCAUGACAAAGAAUGCUUCAGUUUCCUACACAUGGGCCUUCCAGAGGACUAACCAAGCUUCAGAUGUACGACAGUAUGUCAAAGAUGUGGCGCGAAUCUACUCCAUCACUGUGAGUAACGCGGUGGACGGAGUGUCCUCUAGCUGUCGGGUUUGUGCCCUUGGUGCACAACCGUCCAGCUCUGCGUGUGUGCCGUGCCCACCUGGGCAUUACAUAGACGCAAGUACGAGCCAGUGCACAGAGUGUCCACCUAACACAUACCUGAUGCCUCACGCUGCACCAGGCCCUGAUGCCUGCAAAUCCUGUGGACCUUCCAGCAAAAGUGACAAGGAGCACAGCUUAUGCUAUAGUGACUGUCACUUCACCUACACAGAAGGCAAUGCCACUCUGACUUUUGACUUCAGCUCACUUGGGCCAGUGGGGUCACUGAUGAAUGGCCCAAGCUUUACCUCAAAAGGAACCAAGUACUUCCAUCACUUCAAUAUCAGUAUCUGUGGAGGAAAGGGUCAGUUGGCAGUAUGUACAGACAAUGUAACAGACCUAUCCAUCACUGACUCCCAGAGAGAAAAGGAAGGGCCCAAUGCCAUCACGACCUUCAUCUGUCAAUCAACAAUAAUCCCAGCUAGUGGACGAGGAUUCCACACAGCCCUCUCCUCGCAGUCCAUUAACCUGGCUGACACAUUUGUUGGGGCAACUGUGGAUAACAACCUUGAAGGAAUAAGUGUAACACCAGAUCUGUUUCCCAAGACCUCCAAGAAAGUUCCUGAUGUCAACUUUUACUACAGGUCUUUGGAGACAACUUCAUCUUGCGAGUCGGGUCGGAGCGUGGUGGUGACACUUCGCUGCAACCCAGACAAGAGCACUACGGGGGAGCUCUCAGUACCCAGUCAGUGUCCUGCUGGAACGUGUGAUGGUUGCACCUUUCAAUUCUUAUGGGAGAGCUCAGGGGCUUGUCCUACAUGCACAGAAAGAGACUACCAUCAGAUAGAGGGAGUCUGCAAGGGAGGAAAUCAGGACUUGCUGUAUGUGUGGAAUGAACCAAAGCUGUGCAUGGGUGGUGUGCCCUUGCCUGCUAAGAAAACACAGACCUGUGAGGGCAUUGAGUUCUGGAUCCAGCUUGGUGCAGGACUGGGAGCUUUCACUGCAGUGUUGCUCGUUUCCCUGACCUGCUAUUUCUGGAAGAAGAACAAACGGUUGGAGUAUAAGUACUCCCGGCUGGUGAUGUCUGCUAAUAAGGAAUGUGAAAUGCCAGUGGCUGACAGCUGUGCUGUGAUGGAGGGGGAGAAUGAGGCAGACAUGGAGGAUGAAGUUGUAUACACAAAACCUUCUCUACUUGGAAAACUCAAAGCCAUAGCAUCCAAGAGAAAUGGAGAUAACUAUGAAAAUGUGCAGCUAAAUUCGGCUCAUUCCAAAACAUUGGUGUGGAGCUAGAGUGGAAGAACCGUGAAGGGGGCUGAGGGGAGAAAUCAGACCUUCAAGAGACUUUUCCCACUUUGUGACCCCUAUCUAACUAUCCCCUUUAUAAGCUUUGAUACCUGGAACACCAACUGUUUGUAUGUGCACACACAUAUAGACACAACAUCAGAGCCAUGCUCAAACGAGUCACACUAACCUGGUGGCCUUAAAGCUUGGUACGAUGGAGCUGUCCAGUUAAAGACUGUGAAGCAGGUGUGUGGCUGACACUUCCUGAUAGCUGUCUGAUUCUAAUUUAUUUCAGGAAAAAAAUGAUAGAAGAGCUCAGGGUAAGACAGACUUAUUUAAGAUGUCCUGUUUUGCUAUUUUUCUCUCUUCAGUUUGCGUAUCGUCCAAUAUUUCGUUGAUACCUGUGGUAUAGUUCAUCUUCAGGAAAGCUAUGAUUUUCCUUUCCAUAUCCCACAGAUGUUUACACAGAUUGGUUUAUUCUUUUCAUGUACAAUCAUUAUCUUCUCACGUUUUUGUUGUUGUUGUUUUUUGGUUUUUUUUUUGAAAUUAUAUAAUGAAGAGAACUACUGAUCAGUUGAAAUUUGAAUUUGCCAUAUUCUGUUUGGGUUGUGGUGUGGACUGUCCAUGUACUUCAAAUAAAUCAUGAUGUAUUUAUGUAUAA
Messenger RNA from Haplochromis burtoni (Burton's mouthbrooder), 3545 nucleotides. RefSeq names its product endosome-lysosome associated apoptosis and autophagy regulator family member 2a (gene elapor2a). Lineage: Eukaryota; Metazoa; Chordata; Actinopteri; Cichliformes; Cichlidae. Gene Ontology annotation, biological process: positive regulation of BMP signaling pathway. The record is from RefSeq and is a predicted model, not a curated record.